GAGCCUCUUGCUUUGUUGUUCUCAAUGACAGACCUCACGGAGCCACUCAUGCAGCCUGACCUCGAGGCUGGAGAAGUGAAACUGGAGGAGGAAGUCCAACCGCAGAAGGAAGUGAAACCGGAACAGCCUCAACCAAAGUACGAGGAUCUUUGGUACGGCAAUCUAUUCGGGCUCAUUAGCCUUGAUGUGCUGCUGUGGAAGCACAGGCUCACUCGUAUGACGAGCAGGCUGGGCCACGAACGCAGCCUCCUGGACUGCUGCUACCUACGUUUUCGGCUGCUACCAGCUGUGAGGGCUACUCCCGUACAUGGCGAUGGCUUGAGGGAACACCUUCUUUAUGAGCCUCAUUAGCUUGGCCAUGCUCCAGCCAGCAGUGAGCUGUGUGUACAAGUGGCUGGACGAUCAAGGAUACAGCCAGUGGUUGGGAAUCCAAUUCCGACCUCACGUGCUUUUUCCCGACAUUUGCCUUGCGGCUGCUGCAUUUGAGCACACGCGUGGGGGAAUGUACAAUUUGCUGGAGGAACAGAUUGGGGCGGUGGACAUCCGGUGUCAAAAAGAUGCUGCACGGAAGAUGCGUGGAAAAAGGACAUGGGAAGCAGGCUGAUAGGCUAUGGGGGAGAGGAGGUUUCAAUUUGUAAGAAGCUUUCUUUGGAGCAGAUCAUAUCUGGAUUGCCGCCUGGGGGGCAUGGAGUUGGUGUAGAUGCUUUGGACUGGGUAGGCCCCCAUACUAGUAC
Messenger RNA from Cladocopium goreaui, 734 nucleotides. Lineage: Eukaryota; Dinophyceae; Suessiales; Symbiodiniaceae. The record is from the annotation of a GenBank genome assembly.